AGUGACUAGAACCAAUUAAAAGGAAUCAAUCAAUCCAAUAUAACAUCAUCAUGACUCUCACUCGUGUCCUUACCACAUUCCCAUAUUCCCAUUCCAAUCAUCAUUCUCAACCAGUUCUCCACAUCAUCUCAUCAUCACAAGCUUGUCUUAUACUAAAUCAAAGAUGUUCACUCUUACCAAACCAUCUCAAACUCUUCCAAAUCUAAACAAAUUCAAUCAAUCUAAACUAAUCACCAAGAAUCCAUAUGAUGGUCAUAAACCGCACCAAACCCAAAUCUUUUCAUUCGAUUCUUCUUCAUCACCUAUCACAACACCUUCACCUAUCAAUACACUUUCUUCUCCAAUUCCAAUUCAUCAAACCCAGCCCCAUGAUGAAUUCCUUCUUGAUGAAAGAAACCGAAUACCAAACUUAUUCUGAGAUAGAAUUAGAAGAAUCUAUUGAAGAUCAUCAAACGAUAUCUGAUCAACAAGAAGAAGAAGAAGAUGAAGCGAUGAAUUUUGCAUCAAACAGUACAACAUCCUUAAGAGAACCGUCACCAGAUUCGAGUGUAUUAUUUGAAAUCCCAAGCCAGAGUUCAUCAGAAACCGAAGACCUACCGAUCCUUUCGAAUGAAAGUAUCAAGAUUGUUUCUGAUUCGAUCAUCACUCUUGCACCGGUGAUUGCUCAAACCUUGUGUAGAUAUAGAGCUCAAUUAAAUGAAUGGGAAAAUGGUUCAAGAGUAGAUGAACCGGUUUGGAAGGCUAGUUCGGUUCUUGAUCAGUGUCUUUUGAGAACUGUGAUGGUGCUUGAACCGGUUUGGAAUCAGUGUGUGAAACCUUUGAUGGCUCUUCAGAAAGAGUUUAAGACCCUUCAAGUCGAUCAUCAGUCUUUUGAUGAUCCAGACUCAAAUUUACUUUAUUUAAACAAAUUGAUGAAAUUAAACGAUUCGAUAUCCAUCAUCAAAGAAAACCUGAGCGAUCUAUCCAAACACAUAAACGAUCUAUACGACUGGAUCGACGGCUUCUUAACCCCAAUCUUAGCCGAAUUAUCACAAGGACCAGAAGACGAGCUAAACCAAAGUGACCACGAAUCAGACCAAAGAUCAACUCAAGUUUCAAUCUUACUAGAUGCUCAAUCAUAUCUUUGUAUUGCAUUAGAUUCGUUAGCUACUAAUUUAAAUUUGUUUAAAGUUUCGUUUUGUAAACUUUGGAAUGGAUUAGACGAGUUUAUGGGACGGUUUGAAGGACAGAUUGGGACGGGAAAUCGGUUGUGUUUUCAACAGGUUUGGAAGUCUUUGAGGUCUUAUGAUCUUUCUUGUUUGUGCUUUAUUCAUAGUCUUUCGGUCUUGGCUUCCGUUUCGAUGGUUAUUCAAAAUGAUACAAUCGGAACUUUACAUAUGAUUUCUUAUCAAGCUUGAUUUUUUGAAACUUUUUUCUUGGUUUGAUUGUAUACAUUUGUUUUUGAUUGGUUUGUAAAGAUUGUUUGGUUUUUAGAUAUGGACUUUGAGUUGAUAUGUUACUUUUAAAAACGGUAUUUGAUUCAUUUUGGGUUUUAUGAUAUUUUUGUAUUGGUUUGUAAACAAGAGUUUAUUUUUGGGUUGUAGCGUUGAGGAAUCUAAUUUACUAAAAC
Messenger RNA from Melampsora larici-populina 98AG31, 1609 nucleotides. RefSeq lists its product as uncharacterized. Bases 246 to 1397 code for a protein of 383 amino acids. The transcript has 2 exons. The record is from RefSeq and is a predicted model, not a curated record. NCBI's taxonomy places the organism in Eukaryota, Fungi, Basidiomycota, Pucciniomycetes, Pucciniales, Melampsoraceae.